This is a messenger RNA of Panicum virgatum (switchgrass), 1668 nucleotides long. RefSeq lists its product as uncharacterized. The coding region runs from base 671 to 1123 and encodes 150 amino acids. Lineage: Eukaryota; Viridiplantae; Streptophyta; Magnoliopsida; Poales; Poaceae. The record is from RefSeq and is a predicted model, not a curated record. The transcript has 10 exons.
CCACCCUGCCCUCCCCGUCCGCCAAGCUCAUUCUUUGCUGACCCCGAACGCCUUCCAAUUUCUUGGACGGCUGGUGGACAACCCGUGGCUGCUCCUCCUGUCGGGGGGAAUCAGAUUCGGGUCUUGAAAGAGGAUCCAAAGGCUGAUGCGCCGGCGCUCACGCUCGCCAGUCCCGUCCGCCACACUAUGAGGAAAGUCUCGAAUGGUACUUUAUGAUUGUCUUGGACGCCGCACUAUGAGGAAAGUCCCGUCCGCCGCACUAUGAGGAAAGUCAUGCUCAUCUGCUCUGCUCGUUUAAUUACUUUAUGAUUGUCUUGUGCAGUUAACAGUGGGUAGGAAGUUGGAUAAACUGGAUGAUGUGAGUCUAAAACUGGAGUACCCUCCAGACAAACUUUGUGCUAACUGGUUUUUUAAGCACUAUGAGGAAAGUCUCGAAUGGUACUUUGAUCUUGAACGCUGCCAGGACGCUUCCUUUGAUAACUACCAGCGGCUAGUGCUUCACAAUCGUCGAUAUGUAGAUUGGGAUUACUACAUCUCUAUUGUUAACACCUAUGAACAAGACCUAGCAUAUGUACAGUACUUUGAAGAAGUAGCAAAACAGACCAAGUGGAUUGAAGAUUAUCUGCGAGACAGCACGAUUCAGUGGAAAAGAAUUGAAGGUGCGGUUUUUAUGCAAGCACUGGAGAUUGCAGCAGACUUUCCCAAUGUUUCCCCACUUUUAGUUACCUACGGUUUCCCUGAGUAUAUCUGUAGCAUUAGGUAUGAUUAUGCUCGCAAGGGAUUGGAUGAUCUCUAUUUUGAGAUUUGGAAGCGGGUUGCUAAAGGAAAAAUGAGUUCCAAAGAAGCUUUGUUCGAAAUACAAAAGAAAGACAUGAUUCCCUUGCGCAGAGUUGAAAUUAAAAAUGAGCUUGAAAAUGUUCCAUACAGAUACCCUAUAAAAGAACGUUAUGAUGCUUACGUGGCUGGCAUUGACAAAAUGACUCCAGAAGAUAAAGCUCGUCAGUUGAUCAGAGAGGCUGUUGUAAAAAUUAAUUCAUCAAAACCGAAGUACCUUUUCGAUUAUGCCAAGAGAAAGGUGGACAUUGCAAAAGAAAUUGCUUUGAUUUCCCAAGGAAGGAGAUGAGGGGUUGCUCCACAGGGCAAGGGAGGCAAUGGCCAAGAAAAGGCAGAAACGGAUGACUCAAAUAAAAUGCAGCUGUCAGAAAGAAAUUGUGGCUUUAUUUAGUCUUAAGAAAUAGGUUACGGUUUUUUUAUCCCGUAUAAUGGUUUAUAUUCUACUGAGAUGUCCACUAUCCAGCGUAUCCUUGUGAGAUCUACAGUGGUUGAUGCAUCAGACAAGGGCGUAGUACUUCUGUCCUAAGUUAUGGGAGUUAGGGGAAAUGUUUUCAGGUCAACCAUUUGGGACUCAAUAACAGCUAAACAUGCUGGUGCCCAAGGCCGAAAGAGUGGGUGCUGGCCUGCUGGCAUAUGAAGGAUUAUUAUGAGUUCUUAGCGGCAUUGUAAGGAAAUUCCUCAGGUUUUAACUUUUUGUACCCUGUUUCGUUGGUUGCAAAUCUCCGUGUGUAAUUAAAACCAUAUGAGACUAGGACUAGUCCUAGUCCUUUUCGAUCCAGGGUUGUUUUGCUUCUUCCUUUUAUUAAUAUACUAGCUCCAUGCUUUCGUGUCAAA